Cebus imitator (Panamanian white-faced capuchin) is the source of this 1858-nucleotide messenger RNA. RefSeq names its product translation initiation factor IF-2-like. The record is from RefSeq and is a predicted model, not a curated record. Lineage: Eukaryota; Metazoa; Chordata; Mammalia; Primates; Cebidae. Bases 1 to 1083 code for a protein of 360 amino acids. The transcript is spliced from 5 exons.
AUGGAGAGCAGGUCGUGGCCAGACUAUGAGGGUGCAGUCACCCUGGGACAGAUUGGCAAGAAUGGUUUUGAUGUCCAAGGGAAAGAGAAAAAGGACAGCAGGGCUGAGACGUUAGAUCUUUUGGAGGGCGCAGAGCCUGAAGCCGGGCACAAAAGCUCCCUUCGCCGACGCGAGGACCUCCUUUAUGCGAUGGAAGGCGGGCAGGAAGGUGCCGAGCCGGGAGGUACGGGGCAGCCCGCGGUCGGGGGCGCCCAGGCCGCGGCGGGGCCGAGAGCACCGGUGGGGCGCGGAGGGGACCCGCUCUCCCAAACCAUUCCCGGGCGCGCCCCGGCCAGCGAGCCCCGUCAAGCUCCCAACUCCGUCCAACGGCCCCAAGUUGGCGGCCCCCGCCCCGCUCCCGCCGGGCCGCGCUUACCUCGCCGCGGGCCGCCCGCGGAGCCGGAGGGCAGCGGCGUGGGUCCCGGGGCGGCGGCCGCGCUGCGCCCGCCCAGGCGCCGCUCUUUGUCUGCGCCGCUCCCUCCUCCCGCCGCCGGGCGGACGCUGCCGGCCCGGGCGGACCCCGCCGGCCCGGGCGCCGGGAGCCUCCCUGCCGCCGAGCCCUCCCCUCCGCCCGCCGCCCGCUCGGCCGCGCGGCUCCGGCCUGACGAUCCCAGCGGCGGCGGCGGCGGCAGCGGCGGCGGCGACCCUCCCCCGGCGCUCAGCGCCCGCCUCCUCCGCGCUCUUCCUCCUCCUCCCGCGCUCCUCCCCGGCCGCGCCGUGACGCCGCCCAGGGGCCGGCCCAGGCCCCGGCGCGCGGGGCGGGGACCCGAGACCCACCUAGGGCGCCCCCCGCCGCCACCAGUCUCCGCAUCUGGGUCCCGACACGUUUUUAGUCCAUCGUCCCGUCCGAGGCACUUCCUAAAAGGAGAGGAAACUCGACCUCUGUUGCCUCACAGGCAUCCAGGCCAGCCCCAGCCAGUGGAAUCCUGGUUGCACACCCGUGGGGCAGAACCCGAAGAGGAGCUGUCCGAAUGGGCCCCUAGAAGUGUCGAUGUGAACGCCCUGAGGGCAGGAGCCAAGCCUGGUUUUCCUGUACAGUCCUGACCCUUCUCCUGCCUACCCAGUACAGAGAAGACACUUUGCAAAUCUUUCACAAUGGAUGGAAAUUCCACACUUAUGAGUGUGUCAAAGAGGAGAGUGAGCAUUAGUGAAGAGACCUAAAAAGAGGCCAUUAGGAACUCACUCUGAGAAUCUCAAAACAGAUACUGGUGGACUUACAGAAUUUUGGAUUUCAUUUCACCUACAUGACUACAUGGAGAAGGAAAAGUCUUAAGAUGGCACAGUGAUUUCAUACCCAAACUGCAAAGUACCUUCCCACAACCUCUUCAGACCCUAGUGGGGGCAGCUUAGAAGUCCAUAAAACCCAUCUCUCAGUGACUGGCAAGAUUACCUUUUUACAAACCACCAUUACAAAGAGUUAAAUUUCAUACACACACACCCCAAAAGUGGAGUGUCCUCUAUGGAUGAUCAAUACGAUUCUCCUGCUUCUAAGAAUUGUGAUCAGGACUUCAGGAAGUAACUGUGCUCUAAUUGUGUAAAUAAAGGAAAAGCAGAUGAAGUAACACUAUAAAGUUGAACGUAUGUUAGGGUACCAAAAAAACAAAGGAGGAACAUAAGUGCACUUAAACACUGGCCUAGUUUUCAGUAUGAGUUUUGUCAAACACUGCGUUACACAUCAUAACUUUAAAUUUUAACAGCUGCUUGAUCUGAAAAAUAAAAGUAAUCAAACUUUACAUUGUUUUUGAUUGUUAGCAGCAGGGCAGAGAUAGUUUCAGAUAGGAACAAUUUUAAGAGAGCUCCGUAACUUUACGAAAGCUAA